Molecule: messenger RNA, 1696 nt
Organism: Camelus dromedarius (Arabian camel)
Lineage: Eukaryota; Metazoa; Chordata; Mammalia; Artiodactyla; Camelidae
Gene: SGCE
Product: sarcoglycan epsilon
Exons: 11
Coding region: 112-1476 (454 amino acids)
Cellular component (GO): membrane; sarcoglycan complex
Source: RefSeq, a predicted model, not a curated record
CGGGAUUAAGGAGGGGGUGCAGGAUGCUGAUGCUGAACUGGCCAAGCUGGGAGGAAAGAAGAAAGGGAGGGGAGGGGAGAAUCGAGGACGGCCGGCCUAGCCAGGCCAAGAAUGCAAUUGCCCCGGUGGUGGGAGCUGGGAGACCCUUGUGCUUGGACGGGACAGGGUCGGGGGACACGCAAGAUGAGCCCCGCGACCACUGGCACCUUCUUACUGACAGUGUACACUAUUUUCUCCAGGGUGCACUCUGACCGGAAUGUCUACCCAUCUGCAGGUGUCCUCUUUGUUCAUGUUUUGGAAAGAGAGUAUUUUAAGGGGGAAUUUCCACCUUACCCAAAACCUGGUGAGAUUAGUAAUGAUCCCAUAACAUUUAACACAAAUUUAAUGGGUUACCCAGACCGGCCUGGAUGGCUUCGAUAUAUCCAAAGGACGCCAUAUAGUGAUGGAGUCCUAUAUGGGUCUCCAACAGCUGAAAAUGUGGGGAAACCAACAGUCAUUGAGAUAACUGCCUACAAUAGGCGUACUUUUGAGACUGCAAGGCAUAAUUUGAUAAUUAAUAUAAUGUCAGCAGAAGACUUCCCGUUACCAUACCAAGCAGAAUUCUUCAUUAAAAAUAUGAAUGUAGAAGAAAUGUUGGCCAGCGAGGUUCUUGGAGACUUUCUUGGGGCAGUGAAAAAUGUGUGGCAGCCUGAGCGUCUGAACGCCAUAAACAUCACGUCGGCCCUGGACAGGGGUGGCAGGGUUCCACUUCCCAUUAAUGACAUGAAGGAGGGCGUUUAUGUCAUGGUUGGUGCCGACGUCCCAUUUUCUUCUUGUUUACGAGAAGUUGAAAAUCCACAGAAUCAAUUGAGAUGCAGUCAAGAGAUGGAGCCUGUAAUAACAUGUGAUAAAAAAUUUCGUACUCAAUUUUACAUUGACUGGUGCAAAAUUUCACUGGUUGAUAAAACAAAGCAAGUGUCCACCUAUCAGGAAGUGAUUCGUGGAGAGGGGAUUUUACCUGAUGGUGGAGAGUACAAACCCCCUUCCGAUUCUUUGAAAAGCAGAGACUAUUACACGGAUUUCCUAAUUACACUGGCUGUGCCCUCGGCAGUAGCAUUGGUCCUUUUUCUAAUACUUGCUUAUAUCAUGUGCUGCCGACGGGAAGGAGUGGAAAAGAGAAACAUGCAAACACCAGACAUCCAACUGGUCCAUCAUAGUGCUAUUCAGAAGUCUACCAAAGAACUUCGUGACAUGUCCAAGAAUAGAGAGAUAGCAUGGCCCCUGUCAACACUUCCUGUAUUUCACCCUGUGACUGGGGAAAUCAUACCACCUCUACAUGCAGACAAUUAUGAGAGCACUAACAUGCCAUUGAUGCAAACCCAGCAGAACUUGCCACAUCAGACUCAGAUUCCCCAACAGCAGACUACAGGAGAUUUUCGUUUGACAACUUUUCAAAGAUUUGAGGCAAGUAUAAUGAAGUUGUUCAUCAGAUUUUAGUUACAAGAUAACGUUUGUAAGAAUUUUCCCCCACAAUUUUGAUUGCUUGUUUUAAUUAAAUGCUAACAUGUUUCAACAAGACUGUUCAAUAUAUUGAUGCGGUGGUGCUAUGUGUUUGCCUUCAGGAGAUUGAUGAAGGAAAAAACUGUUGUAAAUUUGUGUUACCUAAAGAGCAAAGAAAUAAAUGAAUCCCUGCUACCACUAAUUUCAUGACUUUUUG